Messenger RNA from Plasmodium reichenowi, 1349 nucleotides. RefSeq names its product conserved protein, unknown function. Gene Ontology annotation, molecular function: peptidase activity. Gene Ontology annotation, biological process: protein modification by small protein removal. The transcript has a single exon. The record is from RefSeq and is a predicted model, not a curated record. The annotation marks the transcript as partial. NCBI's taxonomy places the organism in Eukaryota, Apicomplexa, Aconoidasida, Haemosporida, Plasmodiidae.
GGGGAGGUAUUCUAUGCUUGGAACAAGAAGAAUUUGAAACGUUUUAUAAUAUAAAACCAGUAGGUAUAAUAGAUAUGGGAACAACCGAAUUACUACAAACACAUUUUCAUGAAUAUCUAAAUGGUAUUCAAAAAAAUUUCACUGUAGAUAAAUAUAAUAUAGUUAACUGGAAUUGUAAUAAUUUUACAAAUGAAGUUUGUAAUUUUCUUGUUGGUAAAAAUAUCCCACAAUAUAUUUUAAAUACUCCAUAUGAAGUUAUGUCCACAAGUAAAGGAAAACUUAUUCUUGAUAUGAUGCAAUCGUAUCAAAGUUCCAUUGCUCCAGGAUUUGAUAAUAAUCAUAAUAAUACAACUAGCCAACAAAAUAAUCAAUUUGGUCAAAAUAAUACAACUAGCCAACAAAAUAAUCAAUCAAUUCAGAAUAAUAUAUCUAGCCAAGAUAAUAAUCAAUCAAUUCAGAAUAAUAUAUCUAGCCAAGAUAAUACAUUAAUUUCAAAUAAUAUAUCAUGUAAAACUUUAGAAUUAAUGAAAGAAAAAACAUCAAGUAUCGAUGGAAAUAUGAAUAAAAUAAAAAAUAUGUCAUUUAAUGAAAAUGACGUAAUAUCAUUAAAAGAAAAUGAUAAUAUUCAUAAUAAUGAAAACAUUGGAAAAAAGAUAGAUGACUCAUGUAAAUUACCAAGUGUAUCUUUAGAAAAUUUCUUUAAAGAUUGUGAGAUAGAGAAAUUAUUAAAUGAUUAUAUAAAAGAUGAGAAAUAUGGUGUGGAUGAAAAAAAAAAUUUUUUUAGUUUUUUAAAAACAUUUUAUGAUAAUAUAUUAGAAAAUGAAGAUUUAUUAAAGAACCGAAUUAUUUAUAAAAAAAAACAUCCUAUGUUUUUUAAUAAUAUUCAUACUAUGAAUGAGUAUGAUAAUAUAUUAUCAUCUUUAUCAUUUUGUAUGGGAUUUGUGGAAAAUAAUGAAGCAACUAAUUUACAGCAUUUUACAAUAUACAUAGAUAGGAAAAAAAUUAAAAGUACCACGUUUCAAGAACAUUUAAAUCUUGUAAUAAAUAAAGAAAUAUUUUUAAAAAAUAAAGAUCCAUCUAUAUAUCAAAAUCAUGUUUUAUAUUUGAAAGAUAUAUCUGAAUAUAUUCUUAAUGAUAAUGACAAAGCAAAAAAUAAUUCUCAAAAUGGUCUGUUUGUUUUUUUAUCACACAUGUUUUUAAAAAAUAAUGUAGAUAUGAACAAUACACAAAAUGAUAUUUCAUCUUUUCAAGUUUUGAAUCAUAUAAUCAAAGCAGGUGCACAAGAGGAAAAACAAUAUAUUCUAAGACUAAACAGAAUUAUAAAUGAUCAUAUACAAUCUUUAACAUGA